GCUCUCCUCCUUCAAUACUAUUAAUACAUUAUCCUCUUCAAACAUGGCACUCACACUCAAAUGGAGGCUUGUUUUAGCUGCAUUAUUGAUGUGGGCUUCUCUCGCCGCAGCUCGAACUGCACCCGAUGCAUCAAUGGCGGAGAUGCAUGAGAAAUGGAUGGUGGAGCACAGCCGUGUCUACAAAGAUGAUGCCGACAAGGCCUACAGAUUCAGUAUAUUCAAGGACAACGUCAACUAUAUCGACUCGUUUAAUGAAGCAGCUGCAAAGCCUUACAAGCUUGCUGUCAACAAAUUUGCUGAUUUGACCAAUGAAGAGUUUCGAGCGUCCAGAAAUGGAUACAAGAUGGCAUCCUUUCCCAAGUCGUCUAAGGUUUUGUCGUUUAGGUAUGCGAAUGUGAGUGCAGCUCCGGCAAGCAUGGACUGGAGGAAGAAGGGUGCUGUUACCGCUGUCAAGGAUCAAGGCCAAUGUGGAUGCUGCUGGGCAUUUUCAGCAGUUGCGGCCACAGAAGGAAUCAAUCAGCUCAAGACAGGGAAGCUGAUCUCACUGUCUGAACAAGAGCUAGUGGACUGUGACACAAGUGAAGAUCAGGGCUGCAAUGGCGGACUGAUGGACUACGCCUUUGAGUUCAUUAUUGGCAACAAAGGCCUCACAACAGAAUCCAACUACCCCUACCAAGGAGUGGAUGGCACCUGCAACUCCAAGAAGGAAUCAUCUGAUGCAGCCAAGAUCACAGGCUACGAGGAUGUCCCAGCCAACAGCGAGUCUGCACUGCUCAAAGCAGUGGUGAAUCAACCAGUAUCUGUGGCCAUUGAUGCUGGUGGUUCCGACUUCCAGUUCUACUCGAGUGGAGUAUUCACUGGAGAGUGUGGGACAGAACUAGACCAUGGUGUGACUGCAGUUGGGUAUGGCGCGGCCAGUGAUGGGACCAAGUAUUGGCUGGUGAAGAACUCGUGGGGAGCGAGUUGGGGGGAGAAUGGAUACAUUAGAAUGCAGAGGGAUAUUGGUGCAGCAGAAGGUCUUUGUGGCAUCGCCAUGCAGGCUUCUUAUCCAACUGCUUGAAAUUAUUCAAACUUACACACCAAUAUUGUCACCUAAUAUAUAUUUAGGCAGUGUGUGCAAAGUCUUAUGGCAUGUGUGUGUAUAUGUAUUUAUAUGUAAAUUACUUGCCCUGUUUGAAAAUUAGUAUAUGUAAGGAAAGGUUUGGUUUCCAUGUAAUUAUGUAAUGGAAUUAUGCAGCUCACAAGUUCAAAUUAUUGGAACUCAUGUGGCAUGUGAUGUGCCCCUUUGUUU
Salvia miltiorrhiza (redroot sage) is the source of this 1291-nucleotide messenger RNA. Its product is annotated as senescence-specific cysteine protease SAG39-like. The record is from RefSeq and is a predicted model, not a curated record. Gene Ontology annotation, cellular component: lysosome. Gene Ontology annotation, molecular function: cysteine-type endopeptidase activity. Lineage: Eukaryota; Viridiplantae; Streptophyta; Magnoliopsida; Lamiales; Lamiaceae. The transcript is spliced from 2 exons. Bases 44 to 1060 code for a protein of 338 amino acids.